This is a messenger RNA of Indicator indicator, 330 nucleotides long. Its product is annotated as lymphocyte antigen 6E-like. Gene Ontology annotation, molecular function: acetylcholine receptor inhibitor activity. Bases 1 to 330 code for a protein of 109 amino acids. The transcript is spliced from 3 exons. The record is from RefSeq and is a predicted model, not a curated record. NCBI's taxonomy places the organism in Eukaryota, Metazoa, Chordata, Aves, Piciformes, Indicatoridae.
AUGAAGGUCUCCUUCCUUGCUGUGCUGGCUUUGAUCCUGUGUGCAGAUCAAGUGAAUUCCCUGUAUUGCUACACCUGUAACUGGGAACAAAACAACUGGAGCUGUCUGAAGGCCAAGAAGUGCUCGGACAAGGAUGAGUAUUGUGUGACCAACGUUGCCUCUGUAGGAAUUGGCUUUUUGUCUUUGUGGAAGAGGAUCACUAAGAAGUGCUCUGAGACUUGCCCAAAUCACAACUUCAGCCUGGGCCUGGCAUCCUACACCUCCCAUUGCUGCCAAACCUUCCUGUGCAACCUGAGUGCAUGCCCUGGACCCAGACUAGCUCGGCGGUGA